AUGAAGGCGGAAAAUGCAGCUGUGAUGGUCGGUGAGAUUGGUUCCUAUUGUCCAAAGGUUCGUGAAUCCCCAAAUGGGAUGUUGUACAACCCCUCAGUUGCACUGCACAAAUUGGGAUACCGAAUUUCCAUCGAAAGCAAUGAACUUAGUGCCUGUUUACUAGAGGACUUGCUGUUGUAUUAA
Opisthorchis viverrini is the source of this 183-nucleotide messenger RNA. RefSeq lists its product as hypothetical. The record is from RefSeq and is a predicted model, not a curated record. NCBI's taxonomy places the organism in Eukaryota, Metazoa, Platyhelminthes, Trematoda, Opisthorchiida, Opisthorchiidae. The coding region runs from base 1 to 183 and encodes 60 amino acids. The transcript has a single exon.